Cylicocyclus nassatus is the source of this 546-nucleotide messenger RNA. NCBI's taxonomy places the organism in Eukaryota, Metazoa, Nematoda, Chromadorea, Rhabditida, Strongylidae. The record is from the annotation of a GenBank genome assembly.
AUGCUCGUCCUCGUCUUGCCUUUCAUCCUUGGAGCCAGCGCCAUCGAGCCAUGCGUGCCCUACAUCAGUGAAAUAUCAAAUUUCACCUUUGGGAACUCCAGGGAUUUGCAAUUCAUUGAACUGCAAGUCGCGGAAAGUUGCCGUACAAAUCGUAAGGCCAUGCAGGAAAUGAUCUUCAGCGAUUACGGCCUUGUCAUUCUUCACACAAAAUCACGAGAGAAAGGAGAUCGCUUAGCAUUUGAGAUGAAGACAUUCGUGAAGUUUGCGAGAUCGCUCUGGCCCAAGCAACGCCAUGAAACCAACGCAAAGAGAGGUGGCCGCAGAGUUGCCGAUGAAUUUCUUGCCUUCUUUGUAGUGGGUGGGCCAGCUACACUUGCUCCUCCUGUAACCGCUGGUGAUCGCUCUGGAGAAGCGAUUAACUGGGAUAUGUACACAAGCGAUAUCGGUGUCAAGUGCGGAUCUCUUAUCAAUUGGCCGCACUGCGAGCAGGCAAUGCCUCAGGGACAAGGAUCUUUAGACAGGCGAUUAUAUUUUCAAUUACAAUAG